GGCUGUAGUGUCAUAGUAGUGUCGUGUUGAUUUUCCCACGGAUGCGACGUUGGGCCGUAGGGUUCCCCGAGAUUUCGACGUGCCGAGACCUGAGAGAGCUACGGAUAGAAGCCGGGCAAUCUCAGGAGCUGCGCGAGCUGAAAAGGGUUGGGUGAAUGGGAUUUAUUGGGUACAAUGUGGAAGUGCAUGCAGUAGUUUGGGAUACGGGGAUUGGAUCACAGCAUGGUAGUUGGGAAAAGGAGUUCGGUACGGAUACCCUGAGGAGGUUGCCCGGCAGCUCGGGUGUUAUCAUUGUCGCAUCACGAUUGUCAUUUGAUGGGUUUGGAGUUCAAGUCGCGUACGUCGUCCAACCAAUAUACUGGGAGGUAUCCGUACGGGAAGAUAUCGUAUACGAGAGGCAUACAACACCCUCCGAGACGACGGUUCCCGGAUACGCUCGGUUCUGUAACGUUGAAUUCGGUAUGAUGCCGUGUAAGUGUGCACAUGGGUAUUAUUGGAAACACCAUACUCCGGACUCCGUACAGAAUAUCCGGACUCCAAGAGCUGCGACCUGUCGUGACGCGUGGGACGAGGGAAGGAAGUCUACACGUUGGAACGAUUUAAUUCAGGAACAAUCGCGAACACGCGCCGUGGCUGAAGCGCUGCGCGAUUGUGUGAAGUUCCGAAAUAUUACAAAACUAGGUGUCGGUACAGCAGUGCUCCGUACGAGGUGGUCAAACUAUUGCGCAAUCAGGCAAGGUGCUAAAAUUUUGGGUUUGAUGAACUAA
This is a messenger RNA of Colletotrichum godetiae, 767 nucleotides long. RefSeq lists its product as uncharacterized. The record is from RefSeq and is a predicted model, not a curated record. Lineage: Eukaryota; Fungi; Ascomycota; Sordariomycetes; Glomerellales; Glomerellaceae. The transcript is spliced from 2 exons. Bases 156 to 767 code for a protein of 203 amino acids.